GAAAAGAAAAUGGAAAGUGGCAACAGAUUAAUUUCCAUUCUCAUUCUGCAGCCGAGAGAGAUUAUUUUUAUAAAAAAAAAUUGUUAAACAGAAUCGUCCAAUUAUCGUCAUUUUUAGUUACAGCCCGACGAAGUUCUUUUUAUUUCACGAUGGUCACUUUCAUCGUUACUACCGUUACCUUUAGUUAAUUGCAAGGUCUCCGCUACGAGCCGCUGCGGUCUUCAUUGAGAAACCGAGAUUUAUUAAUGCGAAGUAAGAGCUCUUCUGAUCUGACGAUGACUUAUACUGUUGUGAAAUAAAUAUUCAACCAGGAUAAAUAUCCAAGUGAUUUUCGGUGAAAAUACGUACAUGGAGGAGCCGUAGAGCUCGAAAUAUGAUCAUGACGAGACAUGGGGGAUCCCGAUUAGGUUAGGAAUCCUAUAGACAAGUCCUGUCACGCUCACUCGGACAGACGAGAUCUUCGUUAGAUGGUGUGGCAUAAGGCGGAUAAAAUGAUGCAUUACGGGCCGUGGGUUCAGCAUCAAGCUAUGUUGGACAAUCACCAGUGUUACGCGCCGUACAUCAAUGUGAUGCCAUCCUUUCAGCAUCGCAACCAUGAACAUCAUCAACUGGCCGAGGAGGAGAACGAACAGACCGGGGACGAGACACACGAUACGAUGACACCUGCUACUUCUGGGGAGCGUAGUUCCAGUGCGGAUCUCUUCAGAUUGGAAUUCGCAGCUGCUCAAUGGUCCAAACUGGUCUCUAAUGCGGAAGGUUUAUUCACGAAGCUCAUGACAAGUAACAUCCUGCCGCACACGGAUCAGGAUCAAAUUGAGCAGUGGCUGUGCAUGAAGCAGGAGUACGAGGAAUGUAUAUCUGGCGACGAUACCACCAGUAUACAAGGAUAUACAGAGAAUAUAAGGAGAUCGUUGGAACGUAUCGAGGAAGUAACGGAGACCGAUGAGAAGACGGACGAGUCUGCGAAUCAAAUGAAACUCAAGCUCAAUUCUAACUGCACCACCAGCUCCGAAAGCGAAUUAUCUAAUGCUGACGACGACGAAGAUGAGGAGGAGGAGGAGGACGAAGAAGAGGACGAAGACGAGGAUGAGGAAGAGGAGGACCAGAGCGACGCGAGUUCGGAAAACCCGGACUUCCUGGAGAAACUGGACGAAUGCAUCGGCAAGUUCAAGAUAGACACGGACAGGAGCAUCGACUCGAAGAAGGACGAGUUCAGAGAAACGAACAUCGAGAUUGUACAUCCGGCGGCGAGGUCGGUGAAUAAUAAUUACGUGCCGAUAGCGCGCUCCGUACCGGCGAGGAAUCCGAAUUCCCGGAGGAACUCGAUGCUGCCCGGGUCCGACAUGUGCAAUGAAGUGCUGGUCUUCAACGACAGUCGGAAACCUUGUCAGAAGCCGAUUCUCGAGAAUCAUCCGACGGAACGCACGAAUCUGGACAAUCGCGAGACGGAGGUGAACCUCAACGACAACUUCAUGACGCUGCAGAACGACAAUUCGCCGGAUCUGCUGCUCGACGCCCUCAAGACCGCGGAGAUACCCGAGCCUAUUCGGGAAUUGAAGGCCCUGACGAUAAAUAACGAGGCGAAGCAGACGCAAGUGAAGAAGAUCCAGUCGGACUUGGACGGCGCGCAGAAGCGCAUCGAGGAGCUGCAGACGACGAUCAAGAUCAAGCAACGUUUCAUCGCGGACAUGAUGAAGAAUUCGGACGCGCGCGCCAACGCGAAGCAACGGUUCCUGCGUAAGCGCAGCAAGCUCCAGGAGGAGUAUUACAACACGAGGACCCAGCUGGCGCAGGCGGAGAACGCGUCCACGUACAAGGACUCGGAGGAGAAGUCGGCGCACAAGAAGGAGAUCGAGCUGUACAAAAACAUGGCGAUACACUACGAGAAGCGUCUGAUGGACAUCGACAUGAUCAAGCAGAUCGCGGGCGACUCCGCGAAGAAGGUCCUCGAGCUGGAGGGCUCGCUGAACACGUCGAAGAAGCAAAUGGACAAGCUGAAGCGGCAACUGAAGAAGGAGGAGGAACGGAAGAAGCAGCUGGAGCAGGAGCUCGCGAAGGACCAGCAGAAGAUCCGCGAGCUCGAGGAGAAGUACAAUCUGACCGCUUCCAAGCUGAAGGAGAUGCAGUCGGAGAGCGAGGACGAGAAGCAGCAGAGCGCGAAGUCGAAGAGCGCCGACAAGAAGAAGAACCUGCUGGACGUCAGCGCGAGAAUAUCUCAUCUCGACCACGUCCUGAAGGAGAAGUCCAUGGACCUGGAGAGAACCGCGGACACGGACGAGAAGGAGGCGCUGCGGCACGAGAUCAGGAACCUGAGGCGCACGCGGGAAUGCCUGGUGGACGAGAAAUGCGACCUGGACGAGAAGCUGCAGAAGGAGCGGACUUUGACCACGGUGGAGGAGCGUAAGCUGCUGGAGUGCGGGGAGACGAUCGAGGCGAUCGACGCGAUGAUCGAGCAUAAGAACGAGAUGAUCUGCGGCAGGAAGGACUUCUUCAGCGAGAACCAGUCUCAGCGCGAGAAGGGCGAGCGGGUGCUGAUGGAGAGGCUGAAGAAGCUCUCCCACGGCGAGAUAAUAACGCUCUUCGUCAAGUACUUCCACAAGGUGAUCGACCUGAAGGAGAGCUCGAAGAACUUGGAGGUGCAGAUCACGGAGCUGGAGGCUCGCAUCGCCAGCCAGGACUGGGAGAUGGGGACGCAGCAGAUGGAGGCCAAGAGGAGGAUCGUGCUGCUGCAGAGGCAGUACGAAGAGAAGCUGCACCAUAUGCUCAAGUACUUGGCCGAGGAGACCGGCAGCUCCGGCCAUGAGCGAUUCGACAAGGACUCCGAGCUCGUCAAGUACAAAAGGGAGAACAGGGCGCUGAAGAAGCGCCUGGCGGACGUGGAGGUGCUGCUCAAGGGCACACCGCCGCGAACAGCCAGUCCCUGUAGGAUCCCGCAGCAAGGGCUGAAGCAGAUCGCGCCCAACACCCGCUCGACCACCAAAGUGACGAGGCAGCGGAACAAGCUGAUCAUCCAGAAGACCACCGACUGCGACAAGAGGAAGAAGUGAGCGAGCUCGUCGGGAAGCGUCUCCGGUUUCUUGUCCAUCGUGUCGUCUAUCGUUUCUCUUCUAUGGUGUCUCUUCUUCGCGAGCCCGACCCGACGCCCACCUCCUCGCACACGCCCCUCUCACGUACCGUCACAUUUUCGCCGCCUCGUUACCUCGAGAAGGUAUCGCGAGUAAAUUACACGGUGAAAAACACUGAACGUUUCAAACGAAACAAUAUUCAAUUCAAAUCCAACACAUUUCACACACGUCCCGAACGGUCCACGCGAAUUUUUCUGUCGACUUAACACGGAGAGAACACGUUGAGAAGUAACACGAAUAUCACACGGUCCACGCAAAAUGUUGAGAUUACGUAAACGCAAUAUGUUAAAUUAAUACACGGGGUGUGUUGAGAACUUAACGCAGGAAUUUUAACAAGGACCGAUCUUAACACAAGUACAAAAUGUUUCCUUACUGUGUAGGUAUCGACAGAUUGUACGGAAUUUAUUCUCGAUCGCCGACCCGAUCAGAAUAAUUCCCGUGGGCCUGUACGAUUCACCAUGCAGGAUAUCAGUUCCAUCGCGCGAGUCAGUCAUCCUUUCCGUGUUUUUGAAGAGUGUACAUCGCCGUGAGAAUGCACUCAUGCUCGAUGUGUUAGAUGUUCGUUCGCGAGACAAGCGAGACGACGCGACAACUGUAACCCGACGAGAGACGCGCGAGUAGGAAUCCACCGCAUGCUAGUAAUGUCGUUGUAUUUAUUACACAGGGCGCAUAGUCAUAGUACCGAGCUCGUAAUUUAAUCUCUCUUUCUCUCUCUCUCUCUCUCUCUCUCUCUAGGCACAAUAUAACCGCCAAUUGUAAUAUCCUGAAUCUCACUCGAGAGCGUACUACUUGCAUGCUGUCCUCGUAAAUCCAAUGUUAAUUCAAUUCAGCGUUCUAAGUGUCGCGUCGACGACGUAGCUAGAUACGGUCGCUUCUGAUUCCGAUUUUCGCGGCGACAAGCAAACAGAAAGUCAAAAAGAAAGCUCAGAGGCUCUCGCGAGCCUUAUGUACAGCGAUGCUCAAUUACACAUACGUUAAGUGAUCGAUAACCGAAUUAAUUUCAGGCCUCGAGCGACCGUUCACGAACGAUGGAUGUUAGUCCGGAGAAACCGGGAUGUUGCGCUUGAAACGAAAGUACCGUCGACAAUUUAAUUACUAUUAACGAUUGAGUCCGAGGACAGGGUUUCCUAAGCCUAUGUGAACCCACGACCCACCAGCUUUAGUAGAUAUNAAAAAGCGGGGGGGGGGGGGGGUGAGGGUGAAUUGAUUAUUUAUUUAUACAACUUUAUUUAUACUUACUUUACUGCUGCUCUUUACUUUUUAAUUGUUUAUUGAAUAUAAUCUUAUAAGUCUAUUUAUUUUUAUAUAUAUAUAUAUAUAUAUAUAUAUGUGAUAUAAGUAAAAAACGUGUUUCGUUUCCUAUUUAUGACAGCUUAGAGAAAAAGCUUGAAAAUUUGUAAAACCACAGUAAGUAACGAAGUGUAAUUUAACAUUCUACAAUUUCUCGCGAACCACUAGUGGAUCGUGAUCCAUAUUUUGGGAAUCCCUGGUCUAGGCCGGUUAGAAUUGGACCUUCGCUCGGCCGUUGUACUCCCCGGACACGGCCGUUGUUGAUGCAAUACGCAUAAUAAUUCUGCCGCACGCAGUUACUGCUCAUACGUCGUCGCUAUUGGUUAUUAUUAAAUAUGCGUGUCCAUGUACGUCGCUAAAGAAACAUUCGAUGGAUACUGAUCUCCGGUAUUAUUACUUUAUUAUUAUUAUUAUUAUUAUUAUUAACAUCGUUUCGCGCGUAGAAAGUAGCGUCGAUUGAUCCGUAGCAUGUGAAGAGCCAAUCGCCGUGACUUCAAUUUGAUCGAGAUCGUAUCGAUCCACUCUUCCAACGUAAUUUAUUGUAAUUUUGUAAAUAAAUCGAUAUCACACGUUACACGCGAA
Dinoponera quadriceps is the source of this 4997-nucleotide messenger RNA. RefSeq names its product kinesin-like protein costa (gene cos). The transcript is spliced from 2 exons. The record is from RefSeq and is a predicted model, not a curated record. Bases 468 to 3047 code for a protein of 859 amino acids. NCBI's taxonomy places the organism in Eukaryota, Metazoa, Arthropoda, Insecta, Hymenoptera, Formicidae.